ACCGGACCAUGGUUUCCUGGCCGCCAGUGCACCAAUAAUAGGGUUGCCGUGCUCCGUGCCCCCAUAUAUACCCAUCCUGCAGCUUGGGAGCUGCACUGAUCUCACCCACCUCUUCCCCCCGCCAAGAGCAGCAGUGAACUGUGAAUCUAGCUCUGAAGCAGCUCAAGAUCGGGCUUGCUAGAAGAAGCCAUUCGCCCAUUCCUAGUCUCUUCCCAGCCAUACAGGCUACAGCAAUACCAUGGCGGCACCAGUAGCAUGCGCCUUCUUCUUCGACGCCGAGCCGGUGGGCGAGCCCGGCAUGCCGGCGCUGGACGCUUGCGCGCUCUGCGCCAAGUCGCUGGCGCGCGACAGCGACGUCUUCAUGUACAGAGGGGACACGCCCUUCUGCAGCAAGGAGUGCCGGCACGAGCAGAUGCAGCUCGACGCCGUCUCCGCCAGGCAGGCCACCCGGAGGCUGCAGCGGUUCUCGGCGGGAGCAGAGUCCGGGCGUGCACACCAGGGGGUGUCCGUGUCGAGCUAACCGGCGAGAGUGCCUGACAAAGAAAGGUUAUUAUGCUUGAGCCAACAUGAUCUCCGUGCACCAAGCCGCUGGUGUCCGUAGCUAGCUGAUCGAGCAGCACGAGAUCGAGGAGACUUGCCUAGCAAGGGGCGGGUCGCUGGAGUCGCUCACGGCGGGUCAGCGCUGCAUGUGCCGCCGGUCAAGUGAUUUGGACAUAAACACUGCAGAAAAGGGGCUGAAUCAGAUCUGAACAAAGCCAAGCAAACAAGAUUCCCCAUGGUUUAACUUUGAGGCGGUCAUGUCUGCCCAUCAGUUUUUUUUUCUGCGUUAACGUCACUUCUGUAUAAGCUCAUUUGUAAUAGCACUCUCGGUCGGUAAACUUUCAAGAGAAUCGACAUACAACAUGCCUUGUGCAAUCCUCUUUCUGUUCAUGAAGAAUCAUGCUAAUGGGAUUUUACAGGUGUA
Molecule: messenger RNA, 964 nt
Organism: Triticum dicoccoides
Lineage: Eukaryota; Viridiplantae; Streptophyta; Magnoliopsida; Poales; Poaceae
Product: FCS-Like Zinc finger 2-like
Exons: 1
Coding region: 239-520 (93 amino acids)
Source: RefSeq, a predicted model, not a curated record